Molecule: messenger RNA, 414 nt
Organism: Penicillium argentinense
Lineage: Eukaryota; Fungi; Ascomycota; Eurotiomycetes; Eurotiales; Aspergillaceae
Product: mitochondrial 54S ribosomal protein mL43
Exons: 3
Coding region: 1-414 (137 amino acids)
Biological process (GO): mitochondrial translation
Cellular component (GO): mitochondrial large ribosomal subunit
Molecular function (GO): structural constituent of ribosome
Source: RefSeq, a predicted model, not a curated record
AUGCCAGUCAAAGGGAUCCGGACGGUGGCAUCCGCCAGGAAUGGCGUUGGUGCCUUCAUCUUGCAAUGCAAACGCCUCGACUUUCACUACUGCAACUUCUGGGCCAGCUCUCGGGGCAUGCUCAACUUCCUAACAAAGGACCUGCCCGCAUUCGCCCGCGAACACCCCCAGAUUGAAAUCCGCGUCUCGCCCCGACCUGCGAAGCACCCCGUGAUCAAGGGCCACUACAUCAAUGGCCACGAGAAGGCCAUCUGCGUGCGAAACCUGGAGCCCGAGGACAUCAUGAAGAAGACAAUGAUUCUGAAGGAGGCUAGCGGGGAUAAGUUGAAGCGGACGAAGAAGCCGGUGACCAGUGUGAACGAGAGUGUACGUGGCAUCUGGUCGCCAUACCACGGCGAUUUGCGCGGCGUAUGA